AUGCUCCGGCGUUUACAGCGUUCAGGGGCCGACGGGAAGGAGCCAAAGGAGCCGAAACCUGCUUCCAACAAGAAUGUCGUGGAUGAAAAGUUGUUGAAUGCCGUUGAUAACAUUGUUAGCAGUAUUCCCAAAGAAGAUAAACCUACACGGAUCAGAGUUCGCGGAUCUCUUUUGUCACGACUUACAGGAAUAGAAAAAGAGACUUUUGAGAAAGCAACGGAGGCUUCCCUUGAUGAGAUGCAAUCAGAUAAAAACGUCGUCAAUUUACUUUCGGAAGUUGCUGCAGAUGCUAAAAAAGCAAAACGUUUGCCGAAUAGGUUUGCAGCCGAACGAAAUGCACAACGUGGAUUGCUCUUGUUGCGGAAAGAAAUAUUUUAUCAAGCUAAACAGGAAGGAUAUUCCGCCGAUGAAGCUAGCAAAUUUGCCGAGAGAGCUGUAAAUGAGGUAGAAGAAAAGCUGACAACGGAGAGGGAACGAUCUUAUGCAACCGUCAAAGAGGAUAGAGAACGAGGUUUUCUCGAAGAGUCGAGCAGAAAUGAGAAAGAGCAAAAACUUUUUAAUUAUGCUUUUCAAAUGGCCGAGAAAAUCCUAUAUCGGGAUGAAACGCCGUCUACAGCUUUGAACAAAAUCAAUCCAGACGUUAAAUUACCGAAAUUUUUUGGUUCUUCGGAGAAGCUUGGCGUUUUUGAUGCGACUAAGAAUCUUCAAGAUGUUUCACUUGAAUUUUGGCGGAAUUGUGAUUUGCGCGCGGCAAAAAUUGCUAACCAACCGAUGGGACCGAGAAAUGCAUUUGAAGAGCAAAUCGAAUGGACUCAAAAAGCAAAACAAUGGCCAUAUCCAAUCGACAAUGAGUAUCUAUUAGGGGACGAAGAAAAGGUUUCGUUUAUUGAUCACGUUUUCCUCGAAAGACAUUUACCCACGCUAGGGAUUCCGCGUGAUGGACCCAUAGGACAUUUCAUGGAAUUGGUAUGUGUGGGUCUCAGCAAAAAUCCAUACAUGACGGCUGCAAAGAAAAGAGAACAUCUUCAAUGGUUUUCCUCUUAUUUCAACGCGGAGAAGCAACAGCUUGUCAAUAAAUUGCACAAACAAGAAAUGGAUUCUUCAACUGCA
Molecule: messenger RNA, 1110 nt
Organism: Mesorhabditis belari
Lineage: Eukaryota; Metazoa; Nematoda; Chromadorea; Rhabditida; Rhabditidae
Source: the annotation of a GenBank genome assembly